Molecule: messenger RNA, 4073 nt
Organism: Condylura cristata (star-nosed mole)
Lineage: Eukaryota; Metazoa; Chordata; Mammalia; Eulipotyphla; Talpidae
Gene: WDR17
Product: WD repeat domain 17
Exons: 29
Coding region: 53-3904 (1283 amino acids)
Molecular function (GO): protein binding
Source: RefSeq, a predicted model, not a curated record
UAGUUAUUUGCAUGAUACCACGCUAAGCCCCACCGGCCACGCACAUGCAAAUAUGUCCCAGGUAAGGCAGGUGGGGCUGCUGCCUGCCGGAUGUCAGCCAUGGAACAAAGACGUCUGUGCUGCCAGUGGGGACAGGUUUGCAUACUGUGCCACUCUGGCCAUCUAUAUUUAUCAGUUGGAUCACCGUUAUAAUGAAUUCAAACUUCAUGCAAUUAUGUCUGAACAUAAAAAAACAAUCACAGCUAUCUCUUGGUGUCCACAUAACCCUGAUCUCUUUGCAAGUGGCGGUACCGAUAAUUUAGUGAUCAUUUGGAAUGUGGCAGAACAAAAAGUCAUUGCUAAGCUCAACAACACAAAAGGGAUGCCUGCCUCUCUGAGCUGGUGUUGGAAUGCAGACGAUGCUGUGGCAUUUAUAUCACACAGAGGACCACUGUUCAUCUGGACUAUUUCAGGGCCAGAAAGUGGAGUGACCGUACACAAGGAAGCUCAUAGCUUCCUAUCUGAUAUCUGUGUAUUCAGGUGGCAUACCCAGAAAAAGGGAAAAGUUGUAUUUGGUCAUAUUGAUGGAAGUCUAUCAAUCUUUCAACCAGGUAAUAAAAGUCAGAAGCAUGUUCUGAGACCUGAAUCUCUUGAAGGGACAGAUGAAGAGGAUCCAGUCACAGCCCUGGAAUGGGACCCAUUGUCUAUAGAUUAUCUUCUUGUGGCUAACUUGCAUUAUGGAAUUCGUCUAAUAGAUUCUGAAUCACUUUACUGCAUCACAACUUUUAAUUUCCCCAGUGCAGCAGCAUCUGUCCAGUGCUUAGCCUGGGUUCACAGUGCUCCUGGGAUGUUCGUAACUGGAGAUUCUCAAGUGGGCGUUUUGCGUAUUUGGAAUGUUUCCAGAACAACACCUAUUGAUAAUUUUAAAUUAAAAAAAACAGGAUUUCACUGCUUGCAUGUGCUUAAUUCUCCCCCAAGAAAAAAAUUUUCAAUCCAGUCUCCAACUAAAAAUCAUUAUACAUCCUCGACCAGCGAAGCGGUUCCUCCCCCAACUUUGACACAGAAUCAAGCAUUUUCUCUCCCUCCGGGCCACGCAGUGUGCUGUUUCUUGGAUGGUGGAGUUGGCCUUUAUGAUAUGGGAGCCAAGAAGUGGGAUUUUCUUCGGGACUUGGGACAUGUGGAAACGAUCUUUGACUGCAAAUUCAAACCUGAUGAUCCCAAUAUUUUAGCAACAGCCUCAUUUGAUGGCACUAUAAAAGUUUGGGACAUAAACACGUUGACAGCAGUGCACACUUCCCCAGGGAAUGAAGGAGUUAUUUACUCCCUUUCAUGGGCUCCAGGUGAUUUAUAUUGUAUUGCUGGAGCAACUUCCCGAAAUGGUGCUUUUAUUUGGGAUGUUAAAAAGGGCAAAAUGGUACAACGAUUUAAUGAGCAUGGAAAAAAUGGAAUAUUCUGCAUUGCCUGGAGUCAUAAAGAUUCCAAAAGAAUAGCAACCUGCAGUGGUGAUGGUUUCUGCAUUAUUCGAACAAUCGAUGGUAAAAUGAUACACAAAUACAAACAUCCAGCUGCGGUUUUUGGUUGUGAUUGGAGCCAAAACAACAAAGACAUGAUAGCUACAGGCUGUGAAGACAAAAACGUCCGUGUCUAUUACGUAGCCACCAGUUCCGAUCAACCAUUGAAAGUAUUCAGCGGGCACACGGCCAAAGUGUUCCAUGUCAGAUGGUCUCCCCUGAGGGAAGGAAUUCUUUGUAGUGGUUCUGAUGAUGGUUCUGUUCGGAUCUGGGAUUAUACUCAGGAUGCCUGCAUAAGUAUUCUCAGUGGACACACUGCACCAGUGAGGGGCUUAAUGUGGAAUACUGAGAUUCCCUACCUGCUAAUAUCUGGCAGCUGGGAUUAUACUAUAAAAGUAUGGGACACUCGAGAAGGAAUUUGUUUGGAUACUGUAUAUGACCAUGGUGCAGAUGUAUAUGGUCUAACCUGCCAUCCGCGUCGCCCCUUCACGAUGGCCUCUUGCUCCCGGGACUCAACAGUGAGACUCUGGUCACUAACAGCUCUCAUCACUCCUUUACAAAUAAAUAUUUUGGCAGACAGAUCUUGGGAAGAAAUUAUCGGGAACACUGAUUAUGCUAUAGAACAAGGUACUCCUCCUCUAUUGUGUGGUAAGGUGUCAAGAGACAUUAAACAAGAAGUAGAGAAACUCACUGGUAAUCCUCGAAUGAAAAAACUGAGAUGGUUUUCAGAAUGUUUAUCGCCUCCAGGUGGCAGUGACAAUUUAUGGAACUUAGUUGCUGUGAUAAAAGGGCAGGAUGAUAGCUUACUUCCUCAAAACUACUGUAAAGGAAUAAUGCACUUGAAACAUCUGAUAAAAUUCAGAACAUCUGAAGCUCAAGAACUUACAACAGUCAAGAUGUCUAAAUUUGGUGGUGGUAUUGGUGUACCCACUAAAGAGGAAAGACUGAAGGAAGCUGCGGAAAUUCACUUGAGAUUAGGACAUAUUCAGAGAUACUGUGAACUUAUGGUUGAACUUGGAGAGUGGGACAAAGCCUUGUCAAUUGCACCAGGGGUCUCUGUGAAAUACUGGAAAAAAUUAAUGCAGAGGAGAGCUGAUCAGUUAAUCCAGGAAGAUAAGGAUGAUGUCAUUCCCUACUGCAUAGCCAUUGGUGAUGUGAAAAAAUUAGUCAAUUUCUUUAUGUCAAGAGGCCAACUUAAAGAAGCGCUGCUUGUUGCACAGGCUGCUUGUGAAGGAAACAUGCAAACCUUACAUAUCUCUACGGCGAAAGCAUCUUCACAUCCUGACAACAUCUACAAGGAAGACUUUACUGAACUCCUGCACAGAGUCAGUAAAGAGCUGGCAGAAUGGUAUUUUCAGGAUGGUCAAGCAGUGCUGGCUGCCUGUUGCCACCUGGCUGUGGACAAUGUUGAGCUUGCUAUGGCAUACCUGAUUCGUGGGAAUGAGCUGGAGCUGGCAGUCUGUGUGGGCACAGUACUAGGAGAUGCUGCAGCGCCAGCAACCUACUUUGCUCUAGAAUUAUUGGCAAGAAAAUGCAUGAUGAUGCCAACGUGGAAUCUGGCAGCUGAUCUCCUCCUGAUGACUCCUGGUAAUGAACUACAGUUGGUUAAACUCUGUGCUUUCUAUCCAGGGUGUACUGAAGAGAUCGAUGAUCUCCAUGAGAAGUGUAAGCUUCCCUCAGUAGAAGAGUGCAUGAAGUUGGCUGAGACAGCCCAUGCAGAUGGCAAUUUAUUUGAAACUAUAAAGUAUUACUUACUAAGUCAAGAACCUGAAAAAGCUCUUCCUAUUGGUAUCAGUUUCAUCAAAGAAAACAUCAGUAGUUCAAAUUGGACUUUGGAUGCCAUAUACCCUGUUCUUGACCUAUUGAGUUAUAUCCGUACUGAAAAAUUAGUCUUGCAUACAUGUACUGAAGCUCGAAACGAAUUGCUCAUAAUAUAUGGCUAUGUUGGUGCAUUAUUGGCUAUCAGAAGGCAGUACCAAAGUAUUGUUCCAGCACUUUAUGAAUACACAAGUCAGCUAUUAAAACGUCGAGAGGUGUCAGUGCCUCUGAAAAUUGAACACCUUUCUGAGGAAUUGGAUGCAUGGAGAGCUUGUACACAGUUUAGCAACCGAUCAUUGGAAGAUUCUCCAUAUACACCCCCAUCGGAAUCACAAAGAAUGGUUUAUGCUACUUUGCUAAAGAGAGUAAAAGACGAUCCACUCAAAGGCGUUACUGGACCGGAUUAUGUUACUGGAUCAAAUCUUCCAAGCCACUCCGAUAUCCACAUCUCUUGUCUUACAGGACUAAAAAUUCAGGGCCCUGUAUAUUUCCUUGAAGAUGGAAAAUCCACUAUCUCAUUGAACGAUGCCUUGAUGUGGGCAAAAGUGAAUCCAUUCUCACCUUUAGGGACUGGCAUACGACUCAAUCCUUUCUGAUAGAAGGUUUUUCUCCACGCUUACUAUUUUUUAAGAAGAGUUUUUAAGGGUUAGUAUUGCCUUAACCUUUGUUGUCCAGCAGCCAAAGGUUGGGAGAAAGGGUGGGGGGAGGGUAACAGUUGAUUUAUUUCAUUAACUUCAAAAAAUAAAAUAUUUAUAUAAUUUCAAG